CGCCCGCGCCGCGUUCGCGAAGGCAUGCCGGGAAAUAUAGUCCGCGCGAUCCGAGGCGGGGCCUAGGCGAAGCAUGUUACCUGACGCUGCUGCCGGCGAAGCGAGGGACGCAGCCGCCGCCGCCAGCUGACCCCCCCCCCCCGCGGCGGACAAUGCCUCAGUGGGGUGGCAAGCUGCUGCCGCCGUCCAAGAGGCCGAAACUGGCGUCGGCGACAGGCCCGCGCAGAGCGAUGCUGCCACCGGCCGGAGCCAAGUGCCAGCCGCCGCUUUCCUCCUCGGUGAUAGAAAAUCAGCGCCGGAGCCUGCCCAUCUUCCAGGCACAGGGGGCGCUGCUCGGGCAGCUCCGCAGCCUGCACUGCGCCGUCCUGAUUGGAGAAACAGGCUCUGGGAAGACAACUCAGAUCCCGCAAUACCUCUAUGAAGGGGGAAUCGGGCGCCAAGGCGUUGUGGCCGUGACCCAGCCCCGUCGGGUUGCUGCGAUAUCCUUGGCAACCCGCGUCUCUGAUGAGAAGAAAACUGAACUGGGGAAACUGGUCGGCUACACGGUGCGCUUUGAGGACCUCACUUCGGAUGAGACGAAGAUCAAGUUCCUGACCAACGGGAUGCUGCUGCGAGAAGCCAUCGGGGACCCGCUCAUGCACAAGUACAGCGUCGUCAUCCUGGACGAAGCACAUGAACGGACCAUCCACACCGACGUCCUCUUCGGGGUGGUGAAAGCCGCUCAAAAGAAGCGGAAGGAGUUGGGGAAGUUGCCGCUGAAAGUGAUCAUCAUGUCAGCUAUGAUGGACGUCGACCUGUUCUCCCAGUACUUCAACGGGGCACCUGUGCUUUACCUAGAAGGCCGGCAACAUCCCAUCCAGAUCUUCUACACCAAACAGCCUCAGAGCGAUUACCUCCAAGCCGCACUGGUGACCGUCUUCCAGAUCCAUCAGGAAGCGCCUUCUUCCCAGGACAUCCUGGUGUUCCUGACGGGCCAGGAAGAGAUCGAAGCAAUGACCAAAACCUGCUGUGACAUUGCAAAACAUCUUCCGGACGGUUGCUCGCAGAUGGUGGCCAUGCCCCUGUACGCGUCUCUGCCCUAUUCCCAGCAACUCCGGGUCUUCCAAGCUGCCCCCAAGGGCUAUCGCAAAGUGAUUCUGUCGACCAAUAUUGCCGAGACUUCUAUCACCAUCGCAGGCAUAAAAUACGUCGUCGAUACCGGCAUGGUCAAGGCGAAGAAGUACAAUCCUGAAAGCAGCCUGGAAGUGCUGGCACUCCAGCGCGUCUCAAAAUCCCAGGCGUGGCAGCAUUCUGGCCGGGCCGGGCGAGAGGAUAGCGAUCUGUGCUACCGCCUCUACACUGAAGACAAGUUUGAGAAGUUUGAUAAAAUGACUGUCCCAGAGAUCCAGAGGUGCAACUUGGCCAGCGUGAUGCUGCACCUCUUGGCUCUGAGAAUCCCCAACGUUCUCGCCUUUGACUUCAUGUCCAAACCGUCGCCAGAGGCCCUUCAAGCGGCUAUUGAGCAACUGGCCCUCCUGGGCGCGGUGGAAAGGAAAGACGACCAGCUCAUCCUCACCGCGCUGGGAAGGAAAAUGGCAGCGUUUCCCCUGGAGCCCAAAUUCUCCAAGACCAUCCUGAUGGCCCCCAAGUUCCACUGCACGGAGGAAAUCCUGACCAUCGUUUCCCUCCUCUCCGUGGACAGCGUCCUUUACAAACCCCCCUCCCGGCGGGAUGAAGUGCAGGCCAUCCGGAAGAAAUUCAUCUCCAGCGAAGGGGAUCACGUCACGUUGCUCAACAUCUGCCGUGCAUUCAAAAACAUCAGUGGCAACCGGGAAUGGUGCAAGGAAAACCUUGUGAACAGCCGAAACUUGAUGCUGGUCUCGGAUAUCCGUGCUCAGCUCCGGGACAUCUGCAUCAAGCUUUCGAUCCCACUGGAGUCCUCCCGAUCCGACACGGGGAACAUCCGCCGCUGCUUGGCCUACAGCCUUUUCAUGAAUAUGGCAGAGCUACAGCCAGACGGCACCUACGCCACGACGGACACUCAGCAGCCGGUGGCGAUCCACCCCUCCUCGGUCCUCUUCCACUGCAAGCCAGCCUGUGUCACGUACAACGAGCUGCUCCACACCAACAAGUGCUACAUGAGGGACCUGUGCGUAGUGGAUGCGGACUGGCUGUACAACGCGGCGCCCGAGUACUUCCGCUGCAAGCUCCAAGCGGCCAAGAACUGACCGGAGGUGUACUAUUUACUACUAUAAGUAGUGGUAGUGAGAACUUUAGUGGACAGAAAGUACAGGGACUCUGCUGAGCCAGUUGGAUGCCUGCUGAGAGGAGAUGGGCAUCUCCUGCAACCGGAACGUGCACAUUUCCCCAUUGUCAGCUGUCUCUUCUAAAAAGCAUCUUGUGUUGGAGAGUUCCACAGGCUGCAUUUGGCCAGUAUCUAAUAGGAGGACAUAAAAAAGGCCAGCAUCCUGUGUCCCCAAAAUGAAUCUGCAAGUUAACCUCUAUUGCCAUCCUGGGGAAAGCCUUGGAGGUGGUUUAGAAGGAUUUUUUGGGGUGGCGGGGGUUGAAAAGCGAUAUAUAAAUAUUCUGAAUAAAAGCUAUGACUGAA
Messenger RNA from Hemicordylus capensis (graceful crag lizard), 2587 nucleotides. It is a transcript of the gene DHX33, whose product is annotated as DEAH-box helicase 33. NCBI's taxonomy places the organism in Eukaryota, Metazoa, Chordata, Lepidosauria, Squamata, Cordylidae. The record is from RefSeq and is a predicted model, not a curated record. The transcript is spliced from 12 exons. Gene Ontology annotation, molecular function: RNA binding. Gene Ontology annotation, biological process: positive regulation of transcription by RNA polymerase I. Gene Ontology annotation, cellular component: intracellular anatomical structure; nucleolus. Bases 153 to 2207 code for a protein of 684 amino acids.